Messenger RNA from Scomber scombrus (Atlantic mackerel), 251 nucleotides. It is a transcript of the gene ost4, whose product is annotated as oligosaccharyltransferase complex subunit 4 (non-catalytic). The record is from RefSeq and is a predicted model, not a curated record. The coding region runs from base 6 to 119 and encodes 37 amino acids. The transcript has 3 exons. NCBI's taxonomy places the organism in Eukaryota, Metazoa, Chordata, Actinopteri, Scombriformes, Scombridae. Gene Ontology annotation, cellular component: oligosaccharyltransferase complex.
UAAAAAUGGUGACAGACGUGCAGCUGGCCAUCUUUGCCAACAUGCUUGGCGUGUCAUUAUUCCUCCUUGUUGUGUUGUACCACUACGUCGCCGUUAAUAACCCUAAAAAGCUGGAGUAAAGUACCCCCAGAAUGACUGGAGAGGUGAGAUGGCAAUCCCCGCCGCCACCCUGGAAACAACAUUCCUCCCCCUCUUGCUUUGUUAAAAUUGCACAGUAGUGUUUUUUUUUCUAAUAAAAUAUGUGGAUUCAA